Messenger RNA from Lytechinus pictus (painted urchin), 1095 nucleotides. RefSeq lists its product as uncharacterized. The transcript has a single exon. The coding region runs from base 1 to 1095 and encodes 364 amino acids. The record is from RefSeq and is a predicted model, not a curated record. NCBI's taxonomy places the organism in Eukaryota, Metazoa, Echinodermata, Echinoidea, Temnopleuroida, Toxopneustidae. Gene Ontology annotation, cellular component: plasma membrane. Gene Ontology annotation, biological process: neuropeptide signaling pathway. Gene Ontology annotation, molecular function: neuropeptide receptor activity.
AUGGCUAUGGCUCUUGUAGACAUGGCUGCUUCUUUCUUCAACGUUUUCAAGUUGCUACAAUUCUUUUACGGCAACAGCGACAUCACUUGUAAAAUACGAGGAACUUCAAGUCGUAUCGGGAUCUUCACAUCAUUGUUAUUGACUGUUAUGAUAGCUUUUUAUCGUCACAGAGCCAUCUGCUAUCCCUUCUCGAGGCAGUGGAGUGUGAAGUCAAGUAUCUUGGUGUCUUUCGGAUGCUUUCUUCUUGCGGUUGUUAUUAGUGCUCCCAUCGCUUAUUUUGGGCAUGCUUACUAUUUGGGACCACGACUCCUGAUCUGCGAUCUGUAUGGCCAGAUCGAGUUAGUUGCCAACAUUUACUCGUCUGGGCAAGCAGCCAUUUAUUUGAUCAGUUGCACCACGGUUGUGGGUCUCUACUCGAAAAUUUUCUUGGUGAUUCGUGCAUCACAGAAGGUUCGUAAGACAGUACUUGGAGGGCAAAGAGGUACAGGUACCAAUGUCAAGUUAGCAGGCAAUGAACUAUCCUCAUCCUCUCUGAGCGCAUCUGGCAUCAACACCUCGGUGUCAGUGGUAAUGACAAAUAUCAACGUAUCUGAUCAAAAUAACCUGGUCACUCAGAACAAUGCAGCUCAUUCUUGUGUCAAUCCAGGAUAUGAGCUCGAGGAGAAACACAACGAUAGGAUGAAUGUAAGCAAGGACAAAACUGUUUCAAAUGGACUUAAUGAUUUAUCAGUCUCCCAUUCAAACAUCGAUGGGAAGAACGAAAACGCCAGUCGUGCUACACGUGAGAAAACUGUUGCAAAACCAUCCUCUAACACGGGAGAACACCGUGUCACUCUGAUGUUGUUGGUCAUCACUGCUGUCCUCCUUAUAACAUGGCUCCCCACCGUGGCCUACAACUACCUUACGACAAUUCAACUCAUAAAGAUUCAUCAACAAACAAUUGGAGGACCCAUCACCUAUCUCCUCCUUCAGCUUAAGUACAUCACUCACUUUACCAACUUCUUUAUUUACAUGGCUAUUAACAGAAAAUUUCGGCAAGAGUGUUACAAUUUGCUUUCUUGUAAAAAAAUAAUGGGUAAGAAAACAUUGCUGUAA